Cryptotermes secundus is the source of this 3335-nucleotide messenger RNA. RefSeq lists its product as uncharacterized. The coding region runs from base 32 to 1339 and encodes 435 amino acids. The record is from RefSeq and is a predicted model, not a curated record. The transcript is spliced from 4 exons. NCBI's taxonomy places the organism in Eukaryota, Metazoa, Arthropoda, Insecta, Blattodea, Kalotermitidae.
GCUCGCGUCACUGCUGGUCAUUGCCCGCCUGAUGCACAACGGAGCGAGUAAAGCGGAAGAUUCCGCGCAACUGUUUCCAUCCCUGCAGUCUCUCGGAAAUCCAGGAACUACAAGCUACGCAAAACAACCCGCCUCACACAAGAAUCUGGCAGUGGAGGAAGACAGUUACAGGAGCCAUCCUGACGCAACAGUGGCGAUCACAGGACUAACCUUUCAACAGCAGCAGCACAGAGACGAAUUUAGCAGACAGGACCCUUCAGUGUCUGCCCACUCAGAGGAAGAGCUCCAGCAAGACAAUGGAACAGGCAUCAGUUCUGUGGCCCGCACACGAAGAGAAACUAAGAAUGCAUCUGAGAUGACACAACCAAAACCUGAGGCAGAUUAUGAUGAAAGUGACACGUACCUUGAAUCAGAAGACAAGUCCAGCAGCAACCCAGAAGAGUAUAAGGAAGCAGUGCCUACACACAAUAGAAAGGAAGAGGAUGCAGUCAGCAUGGGUCAGCACUUUUUCUCCUCAUUUGCUCCAGUCUUUCCAGCACCUUCCGCCCUUGGUCGCUCCCGUCCCUCAAUCUUCCAGGAACCAGCAUAUAGUCAGCGGCCAGCAUUGCUGAGACCUCAACAAAAUACUUUCCAACCCAUCAAUUUUGGUGGAGGGUCAUUUCGGGACAACCAACAUCUACACACAGAAGCUGCUGCUGAAACUAGUACCAGUGACCUUCUUGGUUCUGGUAACUUUGGAGUAAUCCGGGGUGGGACUUUCUACGGUGAUGAUGACCAGAAAGAAACCAAUGUCUAUGGAGCAAGGGGAAAUCACCAGUUCUUCAGUCCCUACUAUCACAGCAACAAUGGACAUGGAAGACCAGCAUUCUAUGGUGGAGGAGGAUCUCCUAAUCCAAGACCACAGAAUCAUCGUGGUAAUGACUUCUUCGCAAACUUCCGUGAUUUUGCUGAUAUUAACACUCCCACAAAGUCUUCAUUCUCAGAGUAUGUUGUUGUUUAUGUGAAUAAGAAUAAUAGCAAACAUGAUGAUGGAAGUGAUCAGCAGGGCUCAAAACCAGGAGACUCAAAGCCCAAAAACAUCAUCGAGCGACUUACAAUGCUGGAUAACGAAGACCAAGAGAAACUCACAGCACCUGAAGAGGAGGAACCUGUGACACCACCCUCUAACACACAGCAAGUAAAAGCAGAGAAGAAAGGUUCAAGCACACUGUCACCUGCUAAACUGAAACUUGCCUUAUUUCAAGAUAAAUUUAAUAAGGAAAAGAUUAAGAAGGUAAAGACCACAUCUUCAGCAUCAGACCCAAAAGAUCUGUAUGAACCCCUCUUAGCUCUAAGUUGAAGGAUAUUUACAUUAAGACAUGUGUUCUUUUAAGAGCCUCUACAUCUCCUGCCUGUAUUCCAAAAUGAUACUCCUUCACAAACAGUUUUCUGUGACUGAAAUUUUUAAAAUUCUGUGAGGAGUCAAUGAAAACUAUUUUUAAAUGGCAGAUGAUCAUGAAAUGUUGAUGUAGGACUUAGAAAUGUGCAAUCUUGCCAAGACUGUACCUGAAGAUAAUUUAGGCUGCCACAAACAGGUUUAUGUAGAGUUAGCUCAUUCAGCAUUCAGUGCAUAGAGAAUGCUGCAAAAUAUAAUGCAGUUUGGAAAUUUGGAACAUGAACUGUGGAAACAUACAAAGGAGAUACGUUGUUUUGAGGUCAAAUGGGUAUGUAAUGAAAAUCUAUGAAUUUUACUCAAAGUGCCAGCAUUGUAAAGUUGAUUCAUAUCAUUCAAACAUGGUGGUUUAAAUGAGCAAUUUAAACUAGGAAAUAUUUUCUUUACAUAUCAUGAAACACUCAACAUGGUUUCAAGGAUGUGACAGUUCUGCUGAUGUUCCCAUCGAAAAUUGUGAUUCAGCACAAAAGUAAGGCUUAGUUCAACUAAUUCCUAGUUUAUUCUCACUGGUUCUAAAACUUUAAAUCAUGCAAUGGAGAUAUAAUGAGGCUAUCUAUACUCAGGAAUUAAACAUUUUGAACUAAAAUGUAGCAUGCUAACAGAAGAGAAACAACAUAAAUUUAACAGACAAAUACAAAUUUCUAGAAUGUUAGUUCCUAUUUCCCAACAUGACUUCCAUUUCAGGAUCACAGACAAUGCUGUAUCACCUCAACUGUUACAAAAUACUGAUAACAAUUUAUACUCUAUACUUUGUACUACACAGUACAUCAGCAUUCACUCUUCAAAUUGAUUUCUCAAAACACAAAUUUUUUCAAAAUAUUGCUGGCAAUAUUAUGUUUCUUAUGGAAUCAUAAUUUGGAAACAAAAGAGCUUUUGAGAUGUGCUGCCACAUAGUCUGGUAUGUUUUGGAGCAAUGUCAGUAAAUUACUACCAGACUACAAGGCAUCACACCCCCCAAGAUAGUACUCUCCAUAGUCACCACUGUGUGGAUCUCAAAUCUCAUAAGAAAAAAGUCUGAUUAGAUAUACAGGAAUAUUAAUUUCUGUUAAUCUGUAACAUAUUUCUACAAUACGAACUAUAUAACAUGUGGACAUGCAUAGACUCUUCAAGUUCUUAAUCUUUAUGGCAAUAUACUGUUACCACACAAAUUAGCACAGAAGACAAUAAAAUUUUUAAGCCAUUUAUUUAUAAUUCACAAAUUAAAAAAAAACAAUAUAUGCACUACCUAAAUUCAAACACACUGUUAAUCUUAAAAAAUCGAUGGACCUGCAAGCAUAUAUCACAAAGGUAUAAAAAUAUUAGAAAUUAAUGUAUACAGAGCAUAUAAAAUAUUAUCAGGAAAACCCAGCCUUUUCACAGGUAAGUUAUUUAUGUAUUUUUGUCUUGGGUGACCUGAAAGAGUCUGGCACUGAGGACCAGACCCAGCUAAAUAACCACAGGAGUGAUGUAUCCUAAGUAGUAAGAAGUUUAAUGUGUAUAGUUUCCUAUUAACCAACAUUCAAACUUGCCUAUAUUUUUAAAUUUAUGAUCUACCCAAAGAACCCUACUGCAACUAGCAGAUCAUUACUGGAAGGCUGGGAAUCCUAUUUUUCUUGCAUUAUACAAAUACCCUAAUCCAUAAAAGCAUUGUUACCAAACACUAAUGACAUUCAGUCUUACACUCCCUUUCCAUUAUUAAUUAGAAAUGCAAAACAUCCUUCUGUCUCCAGUGUUGUAAGGCUGAGUGUAAUUGUUGUAUUAUUAUUGUUGACUUUUGUAGAUAAGAUGAUGAAUAAAAUAAAAGACAUUCUACUCAGAUCAAAGUUUUGCAAUGAUUGCCCAAAGACAUAAUCCAACACUCUUCAAGAGUCUAUAACACUCAGAAAAUUGUUUAAUAUUAUGACACUUCAGAACGAUAUAAAAA